GGGGGAGCGGCGCCGAUGGAGGGCGGCGGCGGCGAGGCGGGGGAGGCGGCGGCGCUCCGCGAGGCGCUGCGGCUGCUCCGCAUCGAGCCGGCGGCCGCGGGGCCGAGCGCGGCGGCGGGGGCGGGCGGAGCGGCGCCGUGCUCGAGGAACGUCCUGCGGAAGCGGAGGCGCUGGGAGCGGGUGCUGGCGGCGCGGAGGAGGCGGCGGCGGCAGGAGAGGGAGCGGAGCCGGGCGCGGCGGGACGGGGGCCGAGGGGCCGCCCGGCGGCACAGCAAGGCCCUGGCGGAGCAGCGGCUGCUGGAGGCGCGGGCGUCGGGGCCCCGGCUCUGCGUGGACCUCGGCAUGGCCGACCGCAUGUCGCUGAAGGAAACCAGCCGCCUUGCUUCGCAGAUCAGGAGGCUCUACGGGGCCAACAGACAGGCCGAGAAGCCGUUCUGGCUCUACCUGACCGAGUUUGUCGUGGGCUCGUUGAUCUACGAGGAGUGCUUUCGCAUGAACGACGGCUUCUCCAAUUACUUGAUGGAUACUACUCAAGAAAGUUACCUGGACCUGUUUCCUUUAGAUGCCAUUGUUUAUCUCACUCCUGACUCUGAGAAUGUCCUUGAAGAUAUUGAUCCCAAAAAAGUGUACAUCCUUGGAGGCCUGGUGGAUGAAAGUAUUCACAAGAAGCUGACUCUGCGAAGGGCACAAGAGCAGUCCUUGCAGACAGCCCGCCUCCCAAUUCGUGAGUACAUGGUAAAAGCUGUAAACACCAAGAACUACCACUCGGAGACACUAGCAAUUAAUCAAGUUCCUAAUGUUCUGCAGCCAGUGGAAUAUGUAGUAUGGCUUGCCAUGGAUAAGCGUAUCAGAGCAUGGUACAUGUCUCUGUUCCUAACAGUCUUUGAUGUCUUGUCAACUUACUACAAGACCCGAAGUUGGCCAGAUGCCUUGAAAGCUGGAGUUUCUUCUGGAAAAGGCUACGUGCUUCCAGAUGCAGAGAAGUAACUGGAGAUACCUCAGCAUGACGAUGCACAAGAAAACUCUUUUAUUUUAUGAUGUUAAGGAGUUCUGCAGGGAAGAGCAGCAAACUUCAGAUUUCAAGCAGAGGCACUAGCAUGAACACGUAUAGAAAAAACAGCUCUGCUUAAAUUUAUUUGCAUACAGACCUCGUCAAGAGUGACACAUUCUGCCUCAACAGUACAAUGCUGGAAAUGACUUUUCAUCCUGAAAUGAAAAACAAAAGCCAGUUGAGCCUUGGCAUCAACGAAGAACUGACAGGAAUUCAGUUUAACAAGCAUCUGCGAAUGAAAAUAGAGAAUCUGUUACUCUUAAACCUGCAACUGUUCUAAGACGGGGAGGAGAGCUUAAUGGUUAUUUCUUUCACCUUGAUUAAAUAGGAAGAAUUACAGAGCACAUUGUUGAAUAAAAGUCCUUCCUAAAGAAAA
Anas platyrhynchos (mallard) is the source of this 1427-nucleotide messenger RNA. The record is from RefSeq and is a predicted model, not a curated record. NCBI's taxonomy places the organism in Eukaryota, Metazoa, Chordata, Aves, Anseriformes, Anatidae.